AUGUCCAUCGCCUCCAUCUCCACAACCUCCACUGUCACCCCCAAGAAGACCCGCCGCUUCUCUAUCGUCCGCCUCUUCAGCAGCAGCAACAACUCUUCACUCUCAGCCUCUAGCUCGUCCACAACCUUGAAUGACGCCAACACCCCAUUCCGCCAUUCCAUGGAACCCAAAUCCUCCUCGUCCUCGUCCUCGUCCAUGGAUACGAUGCAAACAGAGAUCAUGCGUGAGCGCCGCAAAUCCAUCGCCGCCUUGACCCACUCACCUCGCUGCUCGAUGAAUCUCGACUUCAGACCUGCUUCAGGUCGUCGCCCUAUCCUCAGGGUUCGCAAGGGGUGUGCAGCCCCACAGGCCGAGAUGAACGAGAAGAUGCGCGAGUUUGACGAGUUGCUCCAGACCCGCAAGACCAGCACCAUCCGCAUCUCGCUCACUCCCAGCCUCCUUCAGGACACCUACUAA
Molecule: messenger RNA, 456 nt
Organism: Linnemannia hyalina
Lineage: Eukaryota; Fungi; Mortierellomycota; Mortierellomycetes; Mortierellales; Mortierellaceae
Source: the annotation of a GenBank genome assembly